GUAGGUUUUGCGAUGGAACAGGUAUGGUUACUGCUCCUGCUGACGAUUAAAGUGCUUUCAGUGACUGCUCAGUUCAAUGGAUACAACUGUGAUGCCAACCUCCAUAGCAGGUUUCCUGCUGAACGAGAUAUCAAUGUUUUCUGUGGAGUACAGACAAUUACUAUGAAGAUAAAUUUUUGCACCGUUCUUUUCUCUGGUUAUUCUGAGACAGAUCUGGCACUGAAUGGGAAACAUGGGGAUGCCCACUGCAGGGGUUUCAUCAAUAACAACACCUUUCCAGCAGUGGUCAUUUUCAUCAUCAAUCUGAGUACUUUGGAAUCCUGUGGAAACACUUUAGUGGUAUCCUCAGCUCGAGGUAUCAAUGCUUAUGGAAAUACCUCAGUGGUACAGAUAGGCAAUGUUUCAGGCUAUAUUGAUACACCAGACCCACCAACGAUUAUCAGCUAUUUACCUGGGCUUCUGUACAAAUUUAGCUGUAGCUAUCCACUGGAGUACUUGGUUAACAACACCCAGCUUGCUUCGUCAUCUGCUGCUAUUUCUGUAAGAGAGAACAAUGGUACAUUUAUCAGCACUUUGAAUCUGUUGCUUUACAAUGAUUCAACCUACAGCCAGCAGCUCCUUAUUCCAAGUACCGGUUUACCUUUGAAAACCAAAAUAUAUGCAGCUGUAAGAGCAACCAACCUUGAUGGCAGGUGGAAUGUUUUGAUGGACUACUGUUACACAACGCCAUCUGGUAAUCCUAGUGAUGAUCUUCGAUACGAUCUUUUUUUCAGCUGUGACAAGGACCCGCAGACAACUAUAAUUGAAAAUGGCAAGAGCCAAAUGGGCCGGUUUUCUUUUGAGGUGUUUCGCUUUGUGAAACACAAGAACCAGAAGAUGUCUACGGUCUUCCUUCACUGCGUGACAAAACUGUGCAGAGCAGAUGACUGUCCCUUUCUUGUGCCAAUUUGCAGUAACAGAGAAAGAAGAGAUGCUGGUGGGAGGACGACUUGGAGCCCUCAGAGCACCUCUGGCAAUGCUGUAAUCUCUGCUGGCCCCAUCAUUACAAGGAGCGAUGAGACUCCAACCAACAAUUCACAGCUUGCUCAGCCAAAUGGACCUCCUUUCCAGCUGAACUCAGUCACCAGCGCACUGAUUUCGGGUGUUGUCAUCCUAGGAAUCACAAGCAUUUCCUUUUUUGUAUGUUCCCUAACUCUUCUGCACAGAAGGUGGCCCAACAGUUCAGUCUUGAGUGGCAUCCGAAACCCAGUUUUCAACUGA
Messenger RNA from Antrostomus carolinensis (chuck-will's-widow), 1260 nucleotides. It is a transcript of the gene ZPLD1, whose product is annotated as zona pellucida like domain containing 1. Bases 13 to 1260 code for a protein of 415 amino acids. Lineage: Eukaryota; Metazoa; Chordata; Aves; Caprimulgiformes; Caprimulgidae. The record is from RefSeq and is a predicted model, not a curated record. The transcript is spliced from 10 exons.